UCAAAAUAAAUAAACAUUGAAAAAUAGUUUGAUAGAUUAUUUUGAUCUUCGCAUCGUAAAAUAGCAGAUUAUUCACGUUCGUGGCGCUGAGUAAUUAUCAGGACGUUUAUUAAGUGCCGUGGUGUAGUUUAUUGCGUUCGCUUAUGCGAAUCGCAGAAUUUGGAAUAACAGAGGUGUCAGAAUGAGUGCGAUACGAGGGAAACCCCGAAAGAUUCGCUCGGAACUAAGUGCUUAUUUUGUGAUAGUUUGCUCGUUUGCCCUGUUGGGUCAUAGUUGCUGCAAUGGAGAAUCAACAGAUAUUGAGCUGGAUGCGAAAGCUAAUAAAAUGCAUCAGAUUGACAGCCUUAACCUGCUGUUGUACACGUUUCUGCUAACGUUAACUGUGCUCACGAUUUGGCUUUUCAAACAUCGUCGGGUGUCCUGGCUGCAUGAAACCGGACUAGCCGUCAUAUACGGACUCAUUGUUGGCGCCAUAAUUCGUUAUGCAGGCACUACUACACCGAUUACUCACGUGGCAGUGGAACCUGAACCGGACGUGAAAUACAAUCAGAGCCUUCCGCCAGAUACACUGUGGCUGAUAUUUCCCGGGAAACUGCCAUACGAUGCCGACUCACCAGUUCGCGCGAACAAGAGCUAUUCCUAUAGCUUUCGGGGAGAAGUUGCCAAGCUGGAAGAGAAUGAAAUAGACUUGAAGGCGACCUUUGAUCCGGAAAUUUUUUUCAACAUUAUUUUGCCACCGAUCAUCUUUCACGCAGGAUACAGUCUCAAAAGGAAAUAUUUUUUCCGUAACUUAGGGGCUAUAUUAACAUUUGCCAUAAUCGGAACGACUCUGUCUGCGUUUCUCAUCGGUGCAUUAAUGUACGGAUUUGCACAGAUGAUGCCAAAGUUAAGCGCCAGUUUUACGUUUCUUGAUAUGCUCUACUUUGGAGCACUAAUCUCACCGACUGACCCACUGACAAUACUAGCGAUAUUUAGUGAUCUGAACGUCGAUGUUAAUUUGUACGCUUUGGUGUUUGGCGAGAGUGUGCUGAACGACGCCGUCUCGCUUGUACUUAGUGGUGCUAUACAGAAUUAUGAUGAACACUACUCGAGUACCGGUGAUUUCGAGGGCCAUGCCUUCCUCAGGUCACUGGGAGAUUUUUUCAGUGUAUUCUUCUUUUCGUUAUUGAUUGGAGCAUCUAUGGGUUGUAUUACGGCACUGAUGACAAAAUUUACUCAUAUUCGCGAUUUUCCAUUGCUAGAAUCGGCUCUGUUUGUGCUGAUGUCGUACAGUACCUUUCUGAUAGCGGAAGCGGCGGAGCUUACAGGCGUUGUCGCUGUACUAUUCUGUGGAAUUUGUCAAGCUCACUACACAUACAAUAAUUUAUCAGAUGAUUCGCGGACUCGAACAAAACAGAUAUUUGAAUUGCUAAAUUUUCUCGCAGAGAACUUUAUUUUCUCAUACAUUGGUGUAUCGAUGUUCACUUUCCCAAAGCAUCAUUUUGAUCCGUUGUUCAUUUUCACAGGCUUUAUAUGUGCUGCUAUUGGCCGAGCUGUGAAUAUUUACCCCCUUUCGGCAUUACUAAACAUUGCUAGGAAACCAAAAAUUUCAUGGAACUUUCAACAUAUGCUCUUUUUUGCAGGACUCAGGGGAGCUAUGUCUUUUGCUCUAGCAAUUAGAAACACUGUAUCAGAUGCACGCCAAGCUAUGCUCACUACAACCUCGCUAAUUGUCAUUGCAACUGUAAUAAUCCAGGGUGGUGCAUCGAACUUUUUACUAAAUUGGUUAAAAAUACCAAUUGGUGUGGAUGAUGAAACGGAAGCCCUACCGUACCAGGGUGUUAGAAGCGUCUACAAUUCAAUGGAGAACACAGCCGGGUCUAUCGACGUUGGCCUAAAUUUAAGUCAGCUGCAGGUCAAUAGAAGGACCAGUUCGUUGGAUCUCGAGAACCAGGACAGUGAAGGAAUGACCACGCCUGGUGGAACUAGAAGAGGAAACGAGAAAGCUGUGCUUGCUCGUGUUUGGGGCAAUUUUGAUACAAGAUAUAUGAAGCCACUGUUGACUCAUUCACGACCAACGUUGUUGGAAACGCUUCCGGUAUGUCUUAGUCCGAUUGCUAGGCUGCUAACGACGACCGAGCAAUUGACGCAGGAAGGACCUACGAGACGUGCGGACUCGGAUUCGGACCUGUGCAUCGAUGAUGAUGAUCGAACCUCGCGAGGCGAUGGCACCAUUCGACGAAAUUCGAUCAAUCGCGUAAGUAUACGUCUCGUUUCAGACGAUCGCACGAUUUUUGCGAGCUACAAGAAUCGUGACUGAAUCGGGUCACCCAUAACAGCAUGGUAGCUACAUCAACAAUAACCAAUAAUGUUGGGGGAUAGUUUUUGCCAUUGGGACUAACGGUAACGAACACUCGAAUGUACACCAAACACACCCUUUUCUCGGUUCACAUGGAGUUAGGAUCAUACUAACAAUAGUUGGGUAAAUAAUUUUCUAGUCGAACAAUAGUAGAAAAAGCGAGUAUUUACUUUUACUAAUCGCAUUUCAUCUUCAUAGAUGAGUUAUAAUGUAGUGCGAAAGCAUUUGCCAAAUCUAGAAACAUUGAGAAAAUUGAACGAAAAUUACUUUUUCAUUAAAUUUAGCAGCAACUCUAACCAUUAAACUAACUGUCCUCAAUCCUGCUACCUAUAUUGGUUAAAUUUGCCAUUUCCUGCAUGGUAUUUUCUAGAUUUGCGAGACAAAUUUUUGGACAGUACGUUUUUUUAACAAAUCUAAAAUGCAUAAGUUGUUAUAUUCUCUGUCAUUUCAAGUACAAUUAACACUAGAACACGUUUAACGAAAUGAACAGCGCUAUUGACAUUUAACAUCAGAACAGUUUGGUUUUGGUUCUUGCACGCUUUGUUGGUUGCUCUCGGAAAUAUGAUUUACUUAUUUAUCUUUUCCUUUUCAACUGAAUUUCAGCCCAAAAUGAGGAAAUAAUAUUCGUAGGUUUCCCUUUUUAUGUUUGUUAGAAGAAUUGAGAAUCGAACAGAAAACGAUCAAAUCGUAUUCUGUGCAUAUGUAAAGAUAUCAUUAUUUCAUGUACAUAUUUUAGUGAAACUCCUAUUGAAUAGUUAUUACUUUUAAUUUGCUCUAGCAAUUUAAAAAAUCGGAUAAAUACGAUAACAUCAGAUUACGGUACAGUUUGUUCUUCAUAGACUUAGAUGCCAAAAUUAAAAGGGUGAGAAACUAAGUGAGGAGAAAAUUGCAUAGCCAUAGGCAUGAAUCAGUAAGUUUUGAUUAACCGAUUGUAAUUUAGCGCAUUCGACAAGUUGGACAAGAGAAAUCUACAAACGUGUCGCCAAAGGGCGUUUUUAGAACAAUCGUGCCCUGUGAUUUAGAAAAAUCUUCUACGUGUUUCGAAACUACGGCAUGCUGUCCAGGGCUUUAACCGGCCACUGCAAACUCAAUUAUCACAUGGCAACUAUUCAGCGCGCUGAGUCAAUUUUCAUGUGAUCUUUGUGAUUCCGACUACGGAACCUCAUAUUAUCUGAUACGCAACUGCCGACACCAUGUUUGUAUGACUGAGACUCAGAGACAUACUAAAGCUUCUUACCUGCUGUUUGUUUUGUGCUAUUAUUUUUGCCACCCUUUCGAUUUUACUUCUUCCCACCUCCUCCUUUCCUUCCGCUCAGAAAAUGAUCAUCAGACGGGAAGGCACAAAUCCCCAAUCACAUACGGGGAACGUGCUACUUGAGCCAAUAUAUUCUGAUUCCUGAAGCGCAUGUAGUAGGUAGUGUUAUCCAUCUACAACUCCUGUGCAAAGUAUAUCAAUGUCUUCUUUUGGCAGAUCAUUUUUUACGCGCUUUAACGUUUUAGAUUGGCGGAGCCGCGGAUCAUUUAUAUAUUUACGUUACAUCCUAAAUUGUAUGCUAUGCGGCACACGUAAAUCGUCUGGGCGCGCCUUGAUUUGUCCUUGGUGGUGAAUCCAUUGCAGGUACUGGGUCAUAUAACUUUGUCUACCUUAUUGGCAGCGCUGCUUUGGAUAUAUUAGAUCACUGCCCAUUAGAGCAUAAGAGUGAGUUCCUUAUGGAUUUUUACCGAAAAUCAGUUAUGUUUGACUGAACAGCGAUGCCAACCUUCCAGUUUAAACUGGAUUCUUCCAGUUUUUUUCAACAUCCCGUCGAACAGACAAUCGGAAGAAUCUUCCAGUUUUUUGAAAUUUGAGCCAGUUUUAUCCAGUUUAUUUUAAAUAUUCAUUUAUUUUGUUUUUUUUUAAUUGUAACUUGAUUCCUAGCAUUUUCAAGCAAGCCAUGGGAUGAUGCCGAAUGUUCUAGAAUAAGAUUUUAGUUCACCGUAACCUGAAUUCUUUUUAUAUCACUUAUGAGUAAAACGGUUCGGGAAUGCACAUUUUGAUUCGAUUUCAAAUGAAUUUUACUCAAACAUAAAGGUGGCAGUAAAUUGUGUCAAAUAUUUUGAUGCACAUUUAUUGAAUUCUCAGCUAGUUGCUAUAGUAUCCAAUGAAAGGUUCAAGCGCAUCCUCUAGUUUAGCAAAUGGUCUUAAAUUUAGGAUUUUGUGGAUGUGUUGAUUGAAACCUUCAAAACAGUAAAAUUCGACUAGCUAUUACAAUUACAAUCAAAUUCGAAUGUCUUAAUAUUUUUUUUUUAAUUUGGACAACAAUAUCAAAAAACCGACUCAAAUUUUCAGUAAAAGGUAUGGAACAUAUGUGUUUACUUAAAAUUACGUUCAUUGAAUCGUUGACUUUAAACGUACAGCUGGUCCUUGCAUAGUAAUUUUUAGAAGACUAGGUACUUAACGAAAGGCAUUAUUUAUUUUCUUUCUGCUUUUAUACAUAUACAUUCUUUCUGCUUUUAUACAUUCUUGCCAAAAUUUUCAGGUGAGAACUUUUUAGGCGAUUCUAAUACUGAAGAGCCUCAGUUCGAUUUUGAAGCUUGAAAUUUAUAUUUUUACUUUUCAAUAUAUUUAAAGCCAGUUUUGCGAGGUAUGUACUAGUCCUGUUACUUUUGUUUUCGCACUUAUAUUCAACAAAAGGACUGAUUUAGCAGGACCUGAGCAGUAAACUGGUUUCAGAAAACGACAUCUCAGCAACUUUUCGAACACAGGGAGAAUUUCCCACGCAAAAGCUCAAGGUUUUAAAUGGUUUUUUUCGGCGCAGUGAAGAGAUGAAUUGAGAUGAUGUGAAAUGGAAUUUAUAAUAAUAAAUGUGAAGCUCAACAAAAUUUUUUUUUUUCGAAUAGUUUAGUAACUGCUGUGCUACAAUUUUUCACUUGCAGGAAGUCUGUCUCCAAUACCUUUUCAUCUAAAACCAAAGUUCUUUCGAUUCCUUGGAACAAUAUCAGAAAUAUUCUGAUUUUUUCGCGAUAUAACGCACGUUUUUAUAAGAAAGGUCAUUCAAAUUGACAGGAUUGUUUAUUAAAAAAAACUAUGCAAUAGUAAUUGAAAUGCUACGUAAAGCACCGGAAGAAACACUUUUGAAUAUUAAAUUUAUUUGUUUCACAUUUCCGGAGAGCUCAAAAAAGUGGUUUCGAAAAAACGCGUUUAAAGUUUUCAUUAUGCUCGGAAUUUUGCUAAGAGGGCUUGUGGCAGCAACGAAACUUUAAACAUUUGGAACAUCUUAAUACUUGAAGUGUAUUUCUACUAAGAUAAAAAAUAUACAUAUAUAUUAUAUAUUCCAUCCAAACAUUUCAACUGUGAGGUGUUCUGAAAUAAAGCUUUUUCGUUAAUUUAUUAUUUCGACACAGUUCGAUACAUAACUUGCAUCUUGUAUAUGUUUUUUAAUUAUAUAAAGUUGUUUAAUAGCACCUUAAAGUCGGCUUCUUCGAAUGUCUUCGUCUAUAAUAACGUUGUUGCUGGUGUUGUGAUGCUAAAGGUCGGUCGCUCUUUGUUUUCCCUUCCUGCGGAUAACGCACUGAUAUAUGGAAACACCUGUUCUUUGCUUUAGUUUUCUAGUAGGGUGGAUGUACCAAUAGUCGCAUGCUUAAGGAAAACUUUUGAUAAAAAAAUCGAUUAAUAGACCUAUGGGCAAUGUUAAUACAUUAAACGAAAGCUUUCAGUCCCUACUUCAUAGGAAAAAUAUAAAGAUGGCUUAAUAACCAAUUUAUGUAUUCAAAACCGCUUGUACCACUAUAGGAACACAAGUACCAAUAGUGGUGCAAUCGCUAAUUUCGGUUCCUAUUGUUGCAAAUCCCAUGGCUUUCUUAUGGGACUUGCAACUAUAGGUACACUACAUCAACUAUAGGUGCAAGGGAGCUCAAAAUUCUAAGAAAAUCAUUUUUUUCAAUAGUUAUUUGAGCAAAUUUCAAGGAUAACAGUUUUAUUGUCGCAUAAUUUUAGUGCGAUGAAUCGAUAAAAAAAUAUUUGUUGAUGGUUGGUACCUUAGUUAGGCGUAUAACCCACUACUGCAACUAUUGGUACACCUCAACUAUAGGAGCACCCACCCUAUAUCCCUGUCAAAAGAAGUAUCCGAUGUGAACAGAAGAUAUUAUCUAACUAAAGUGAGACCAUGAUCUAUGUUGUAACAAACUGUACCUUAGUCUACGAUAGGUGUAGAGUUGAUAUGUGCCAAUAUGAUAUAAACAAAAAAACGGAUUCAUCGAAGUAUGUUAGUCUGGACUGUUGCCGUUCAAUCAAUUUCGCAACAACUAUUUGUGUUAAGUCUCGGAAAAAUUAGAAGUUUUAAAUGAUUAUAUGAAAGUACUUGUUAAAAUGGCCGAAAUAUUUUGUUUCCAUAUCUACCACAUUAAUGUAUUUCAAUCGCAAAUGGAAAGCUUUUAGUACUUGGCUAUAAUUUAAAAAAAUGAUUUUCUGGGUUCGUAAAGUUUGAUUCUGCGUUUAGUGUCCUUCCCGAUCAAAAUCCUUUCAUUCAUGAGGUUUUUUAGUUGUUUACAUUAUCUGAAUAUUCACCUCGAUAUCUGAAAUUGUUGAGAGCUCGUGAUCACAUCAACGGAGCUAGAGAAGAAAUGCAAUUCCAAGAUAAUUGCAGUAUGCGGACAUUAGGUAUCACUUUAAAAUGUCCAUGACUUAUGUCGUAGUGCUCCAAUUUCUCCAAUUUGCAGCAUGAAACAAUCAUUUUUGACCCAGCCCAACAUAUACAAAACCUUUAAUUUAUAAUGAAAGUUUUACAGCUUGUGGUUCAGAACGUUUGAGUAAUUUCGGUCAAAAUUAUAACUUAGAAAUAUUGCGAUAACUCGAUAUUGGCAAGAUCUGUGAUUGAACACAACUAUGGUUUAUAAUUUAUUUUAAUUGUACUUAAAUGUUAAGUUUUUCCUAGCAGUUUUCACAGAAAGCGCAAAAGUAAAAUAUUUCAUUAAACAGAAUGAUUAGUUAGAAAACGUUCCCAAGAAUAGAUGAACAUUUCCUCCGAGAGGCUAGAUUUUAGUCAUGCGUACCAUACUAGGUUAUUACGGUGUCAUACAAAUAAGACUUUGAAUGAACAAAGUUAUUAUGCAGUGGAUCGAUUAUGUUUCACCAUGUUGAAAAUGUUGUUUAAAUAGAAGUGGUGUUUUAUCGAGCAUACAUGAUUUGAUGAAAAAACUAGCCCUUAGAUACAAAAACAACCAUGAGACGAGUGAAUAUUUGCCACAAAUACAGUGUCCUAUGUGAAGAGUUUUCCAUACUUAUCUA
Topomyia yanbarensis is the source of this 7604-nucleotide messenger RNA. RefSeq names its product sodium/hydrogen exchanger 7 (gene Nhe3). Gene Ontology annotation, biological process: proton transmembrane transport; sodium ion transport; regulation of pH. Bases 182 to 2299 code for a protein of 705 amino acids. The transcript is spliced from 13 exons. NCBI's taxonomy places the organism in Eukaryota, Metazoa, Arthropoda, Insecta, Diptera, Culicidae. Gene Ontology annotation, cellular component: membrane; recycling endosome. The record is from RefSeq and is a predicted model, not a curated record. Gene Ontology annotation, molecular function: sodium:proton antiporter activity.